Molecule: messenger RNA, 507 nt
Organism: Oikopleura dioica
Lineage: Eukaryota; Metazoa; Chordata; Appendicularia; Copelata; Oikopleuridae
Source: the annotation of a GenBank genome assembly
AUGACGAUUUCGGACUUUGAAGAGGCGAUUCCUGUCGAUUUCGACUGGAGUGAAGACGUUAUCGACCACGUUUGGGCGCAGGACGAUGAGGAAAUAGACGCAAUGGAUGAAAAUGAGGACUAUCUCCACCGAGAAGUCCCAGAGCAGGAGUUGCUUGACAAGGAUGUGAAUCCGGUGCACGUCUUAGAUGUUCUGAAAGAAUUAUACGACGAAAAUCAGAUCGAAUGGUUCCAGAACUCUAAGGGCAAUAUUGGCACUCAUGCUGAAUUCAAGAACGGAAAUGGCUAUAUUUUCUACAUGAACUGGGAAAACGCUAACCUCGUCAAGUACUACCCAAAGACAGGAAGAAAGUAUGUCAUCAGCUACGGAAACUGGCGAUAUGCGGAUAUUCCGCUGAACGAUAUCCUUCGAGCCCAGCGAAAGAGAAAACUAGAUGACGAUGUGGAUGGUGAUGACAGUGCUGCAAAGCGACAGAAAAUGGAGAUUUCAACCACCAGCUCGAAGUGA